This is a messenger RNA of Notodromas monacha, 3842 nucleotides long. Lineage: Eukaryota; Metazoa; Arthropoda; Ostracoda; Podocopida; Cyprididae. The record is from the annotation of a GenBank genome assembly.
GCAUGCCUUACACGAUGCAGUACCGUAAGAACGCUGGUUGGUGUACCUAAUGACCUUUUCCAGGUGUCCCAUUAGCUAAUGUAGGUUUAGACUAUUGUACAUAACAUAUUUUGGAACCAGCAUUAUGGAUUCACAUGAAUGAUGUAAUGUAUAUAUUUGAGAGCUAUAAGGCUCUUUAGCAAUUAAUGAGCUCGGGUUUAUUACAAAAUUCCUUCCCUAUGUUGGGGACUCCAGAUGGCCUAGCACGCGAGAUAGUGGUACCUUGUCCCGCAUCCAUUGCUAUCACCUGCAAGCCUACAGUGAAUGAUUUUGCCGGAUGCGACGUAGCGAGAAAUGUCAAGUCCAUGAUUGGAAGCUUCUCGUCGCCGCGAUUUUCGGUCCAAAAAUGUUCAAUAAUUUGAAAAAGCGCGUUGAACAAGAAGGCGGAGAAGGCCUUCUAUCAGCCGUGGCCACUGGGGCAAUUUCUGGCUUCAGGUCUCCACAUUCGUCUAUCCGAUCGACGUCACGAGAAAGUUUAGUAGAUUCUUCGGACCGGAAACUGUCCGUAUCUUCGGUAUCAACUCCGAUACCCGAGGAGAGCUCUUCGAACGAACUAAGAAAUCGUAUCGCACGCCUCCAAACUGCCCUGGAUCGUCAACAAGCUGGCUUUGAUCGACGAAUGAAGAAAAAUGAUGAAGAAUGGGAUGAACGUAUGAAAGCCGUGGAGAAGAAUUGGCAAACAAAAUACGAUGUCUUGAAGGAGAACCUAACAGCUGUGCUGGACAAAAAUGCUCGCCUGGAAGAACAGUGGCCAGCUUUAGAGUCUCGAGCAAAAGAAGGCGAAGGAUUUAAAGAAAAGCUCAUGGUCGUUCAAGACGAGUUUGACAAUCUACAAAGCCUGCAGAAUCAAGAAAUAGCUAAAGUUAAACAUUUGCUGUUGCAGAAAGAAAAUGAUUUCACCGUGGCACUGGAACGUUACCGAGCAUUGGAGGAAUCUCUGGCACAAAGUCGCUUAGAGAAUGACUCGUUAUCCAAAGAUUUGCUGAACUUCAAAACUAGUCAACGCUCAUGUAGCGAGCUUCAAGACAAAUGUGAUUCGCUAAGAUUUCAGCUGAGUAGCUUCGAAGCUGAACGUUCAAGCGAGCAGCGAAAGAACGAAUCAACCAUUUCUGAGUUGCGGGAGAAAAUUGCAAGCCUUGAGAGUCGGCUAGCGGCUUCAGAGCUUGGUGGCGACGAUCGAGUUCAGGCUUUAACGCUAGAGCAGACGGCGCUGGAAAAAAAACUAGAAGAAGCCCGAGAGCAGCUAAGCAACAUCAAGACCACCUGGAGCAGUAAAAUCGAUUCCCUCGAGCGGCAAAUUGAGCAUUUAAAUGCCAGCAAGGCGGAAGAAAGUGCUGAGAACGAUAAAUUGGGAGAAAGUCUUGCUGAAGCUCGACGAAGUCUCAAAGAGUUCGAGCGAAUUUCUGAGGAAUUCAAAGUUAAAAGUUUGGAGUUGGAUGCUGUCGAAAGGGAGAAUUGUCAUCUGAUCGCCGAGCUUGAUACCUGUAAAUCUGACAAUGAAACUUUAGUGGAAAAGUUGCAAAAAUCGGAAGAAGCCCUUGCCCAAAAAGCGCAGCAGAUACAGGAGAAGGAAAAAGAAUCGUCGAUUGCAAGAAAUCAAGUUGAAUCAUUGGAAAAGCAGAUUGAGAACCUACAAUCUAAAAAUUCAUCGAUACUUGAAGAACUUGUAACCGCAAAUACAGCCAAAGAAUCAUUCGAAAUCCAGCUGAAUCAAGCCCAAGGCUUGGUCUCCACAUUGGAGUCAUCUUUGAAGGACGUGAAGGAACAGUUGAUCACCUUAGAGAAAGCUGCGGAAUCAGCAAAAUCGUUAGCUGUAGAGAAUAACAAAUUGGAAGCUGAUUUAACUUCCCUUCGGAAAACCAUUUCGGAUUACGUUGCAGCAAAUGAGGACUUAUCGUCUCAAUUAUCGUCCCUUCAUUCAAGCCACGACGAAGUUUUGCUGAGGAAUGCGGAAAUAUCUCAGGAAUUGGAAAUGGAGAGACGAAACCACAAAGCCACCGAGGAUAAGCUCCAAAAGUCAGAUUCUCAAAUUCGAGAACUGCAGUCGCGUCUCUCGGAAGCGGAACAAAUGACUGACGAUAAAGUUGAAAAAUUGGACGCUGUCAUCAAGAUAAGGAAUACUAUGGAGUUACUUGAAGAGCAGCUAGGCGAAAGGAACAAGACGAUACGGUUACAGAACCAGCGCAUAAAUGACAUGAAGAAAGCUUUGCAGAAAGAGUUGAACUCUAAAGCGAAUGGCUCAAGUAAGACUUCCAUGGGUGACUCGUCGAGUGAGGAAACGAUUGGGUUUCGUCGUGAACUUCCGCCACCAACCCUUGCAGUAACAUCGCAAGAUGAUGUAAAUUUCACUUACAUGAAGAACGUUGUUCUUCACAUCCUCACAAGUAAAGGAACUGAGGCUCUACACAUGACGAAAGCGCUCGCAACCGUGCUGAAGCUUUCCAUGGACGAGGAGCGGUUAGUGCGGGAUACUUUGGAAUGGCGGUUAUCUUGGUUUGGUCCGAAACCAGAUGUUCAAAAGUUUUUGCCUUGAAAAUGAAAUUGUGUAUUGCCUGAGUGACCGAAUAACCCGAUUGUUCCGUUGUAUUCCUGUGGGAUGUGAUAAGCAGGAUAUGCUAGGGUAACAGUGUUCCGUUGAGAGUUCGUCGGUUUGGGAAGCCUUUAAUCAGUUCAUCCGGACUUUAGUCUCCACCAGUUGAUUUGUCUUUAUUUGAAUUCCACGAAUGCAUAAAUCUCCGUAUUAUUACAUGGUUAUUGACGCGAAGCCAAAUGUAAUAAAAGUUUUAAACCUUAGACCGAACGGUAAAAUUGAGGAAGGAUAAGUUCCUGAAUGGUUUCUGAAAUGUUAAUACGGCAUGAGACUUAGUCCGGAAACUAUGUUGUGGAAAUUCCUACUUCGUGAAUUACGAUUAUGAAUUGUCUUAGUGUGGUUAGAAAUGACUGUUAGGCAUGAAGCAUUUUUUAUUUUUCGCUGAUUUAUCUCAAGUUCUAACUUAUUUUGGGAUGACAUGACAAUUGCAAGAUAUUCUUUUGUUGAUCGCAUACCGGAUGAAAUUAAAAAAAAAUGCGAUUUUUUCUUCGCUUCAUCCUCCUCCACAUAAAAUCCAAUUUUCUUGGAUUGGGUUUCACAUGAAGCAUGGGUUCACUCUUUGAGUGGCCAGCAACUUUUUGGACAUACUUCGGAAGCUUGCGUGAACCAUGUUUCUAAUUUUUAACGUUUCGCGAUUAACUUUGUCGAGAUGCCCAAAAAGAUUCUUUGCGCUUGAAAAUUCCAGUUUCUUGCGUUCAAGUGAUCUUGUAUGAUCCUUCAAUUUUGUGUGAUACGGUCGAUCUCUAAUCCGUUUCAACAGAAACUUUUCAUCUUGGAUUGUUCGGAGAUUUAAUUUAGCCUGUCUGGAUUCGAAAUGGAAGGAAUCGACGUACAGAUGCAGUAAUGUGUUUCUGAGAAUUCAGACCGCCGCUGAAUUUAUAUUUUUCCGGGAAUACCGUAUAUCCAUUGAAAUCACGGUUGUUUUCUGUUAGGUGUCGAACUUGAGUACGAAUGGUUACCCGGAUUCUUUCAUCUUGCUACGAUUUUUGUUUGAAUGUUUGAUCAACAGCGUAAAGAACACAAGCGAGGCGUUUUAGUUGCUCAGUGAGGUAUUAUUUAUUUUCAAUCGUUUUUCGAGGUUUAUUCUGGUCAGGAAGGGGGUUGGAGUAGGCCGCCAGGCAUUGCAUCGAUUUUUUGAAAACGAUAUUCACCAAAUUUAUUGUGUUAUUUUGGAGAUGGUGACUGAAAAAAGCGUGGAUCACUUCAGUGAAAA